This is a messenger RNA of Mucor velutinosus, 549 nucleotides long. RefSeq lists its product as uncharacterized. The transcript is spliced from 5 exons. The coding region runs from base 1 to 549 and encodes 182 amino acids. NCBI's taxonomy places the organism in Eukaryota, Fungi, Mucoromycota, Mucoromycetes, Mucorales, Mucoraceae. The record is from RefSeq and is a predicted model, not a curated record. Gene Ontology annotation, molecular function: nucleoside triphosphate diphosphatase activity.
AUGGGCUUGGAUUUCUCUGUGGUCACUACCUUGGAGCCCGAUGAAAACGAUCCUACAGCAUACAAGACCCGGGCAGAAUACGUAGCAGACACAGCUUAUAUGAAAGCAAAAGAAGUAUUCGAAAGAUGUCAGGAAGAUUCUGAGCUACCCACUGCAGACAUUGUUAUCGGUGCCGAUACUAUAGUUGUCAAGGAUGAAUGUGUAUUGGAGAAACCCAGAGAUAAAGAGCAUGCAUUAGCAAUGCUCCAACAGUUGAAUGGGCAGAGUCAUUACGUCUUGACUGGCGUUCAAAUCAUGUACAAGAUCAAUGAUACAGUUGAAAGGAUCGAGUUCGUUGAACGAACGCAAGUGCAAUUCAGUCAAAUGGAUCUUGAGAUUAUACAGGCCUAUGUUGAUUCAGGUGAGCCAUUUGAUAAGGCAGGUGGAUAUGGUAUUCAGGGUCAGGCAUCAUUAUUUGUCGAAUCGAUCCAUGGAGACUACUGGAAUGUGGUUGGCUUGCCCAAGAAUCACUUGUUCAGAGAGUUGAUCAAAUUGAGUCUGCGUUUGUAA